Molecule: messenger RNA, 486 nt
Organism: Heterobilharzia americana
Lineage: Eukaryota; Metazoa; Platyhelminthes; Trematoda; Strigeidida; Schistosomatidae
Source: the annotation of a GenBank genome assembly
AUGUCAACACCAACUAGAAGAACUAAGCGAAAUUUCAACGUUUAUGCGCCUUAUAAAUCUCCAUUGAAAGUUAUCAAUGAAAAUCGCGUUCUCGAUGAUAUUUCUAAUGGUCAAAGUAAUAAAGUCAAUUCAAAUGUAGAUGAUAUUAACAGUCAGUUAACAAUGAAAAAUGCAGAUAGGCAAAUAAACCGACAGAAUCGUGAACAACUCGAUGAGGAAAAUAUCCCUGUUGACAGUGUUUGUGAUAUUAAUGUUGACAGUGAUGCUGAUAUAGAAAUAGAGAAUUGUAUUAACAAACUAUUAUCAAAGCGACCAAAUCAAAAAUUUAUUGACUUGGAAAUUGAAUUAUUUCAGUGGCACAAUCGUUUGCAUGCAUAUAAUGAGGCCAAAGAUGCUUGUAUUAUACUGUUCGGUUUAUUAGCCAAUCAUAAAGGUUGUCUUGUUCGAGAAUUGUAUCCUGAGUUCGGUAUGAAUUUGGAUGACUAA